AUGCAUCCAAUGAGUGCAAUAUAUGCUGAAGAAAGUGGGGGUAGAAUAAUUUCACACAGCUAUAUAACAACAGCUGAUGAUUAUUCAAAAAUGGAGUUUUGUGGUGCACCGGGACAAUUAUUGGACCAAUUAGAAAGUAUUGUUAGUGAAAAAUUGAUGAUCUACGGCAUGGAGACAAAUUUUGAUUAUCAAGGCGGGCUGAUCGGCGCUUGCGAGCAAGUAUACGAAGAGACUGUCCAAACAUCUUUAUCUUCAUCGUACAUCUUGCCACAUGAGAUCUACACACUAGACCAGGACGUUCAAAGCACAGAAGAAGUCGUUAAUAAUAAUUUACAAGAAAAUUUUUACUCGUGUGAAGUUUGCGACAGAAGAUUCAGUGUUAAAAUGAAUCUUGAAAGCCACAUGUCAGUUCACAAAAAUAACCAAUUGCAAUUUUGCAAUUUUUGCGGUGCCAGUUUUCCCUUAAAAAGUGACUUGUUAAAUCAUUUAAAAAUACACGCUAGUUUUUCUGAGUUAGAAGAAUUAAAUAAUAAUCCCGAUAAAAAAUCCUGCAAUUUAAGAAAAUCUAAAAUAAUUAAAAAUUGUCCAGAGUGUAAUAACAGCUUUGAAAAAAGUAAAUUUGAUGAUCAUAUUUGUGUCUUAAAUAUUUCUUCAGAUGAAAAAAGUGACAAUGAAUUAAGCGAAUUAAGUGAAUAUAAUUGUGAAAAGUGUAAUAAAGAUUUUAAAAACAAAACACGGCUGACUAGACAUUUGUUGUCGCACCGGAAAAAAAUGAGUUGUAAUAUUUGCAGUUUAAAAUUUACAAACCAACAUGAUUUAAUAAAUCAUUAUUCAUUGCACAAGAAGACUAGUAAUGGCGAGAAGAUAUUUGAGUGUAAAGAAUGCGGAAAAAUAUUUGCAAGCAGAAGUUCCCAGCAGAUCCACGCGAGAGUUCACUCCGGAGAGCGGCCGUAUGGGUGCAACUUUUGCGACAGAGCUUUUGCCGAUGGCGGGACCUUGAGGAAGCACGAGAGGAUCCACACUGGUGAGAAACCUUAUGUUUGUUUGAUUUGCAUGCGAGCUUUUAAUCAAAGAGUCGUUUUGAGGGAUCAUGUUAAAUCUCAUCAUACUAAUAUCGAUCCUAAGUACGCGGGGACUAGUAAGCCUUAUUUCUGCAAAAUUUGCAAUAAUUUAUUUGGGACUUCUGAGGAAAUUCAUAAGGAUAUUGUUAAACACUGCGAUGAAGAGACUCAACGGAGAAGGAAACCUCCUGCUGGACCGAGGAAGUAUAAAAAAAGGACUUUUAAAUCUCAGAGAGAUGAAAAUUAUAAUUCUAUGGAGGAAAAGGAACAAUUGGAAGGGGAGAAGAAAAAGCGAGGGAGGAAGAGCAAGUUGGAGAUGCAGCUGAUGACUGAAGAUUGGAAAAAUACUGUUUUUUCUAAAGAAGAAACUAGUUGUAAUAAUGAGAACUUGAUCAGAAUUUUUCCUGGGGGAGAAAUUAACAGGCCGAGGACUAAGAACGUCAGCAGGCCGGUUAAUGAUAAUUUUAGAUUUGUUCCUGCGAGAUUUCCUGAUCCAAAACAAGAGUUUGAAGAAAUUUCGGCAGCUGUUGAGUCUAUCAAGGUUAAAAUGGAGGCUUAUGAUCGGGCUGAUAUUCAAGAGGAUUUUGGGAGAAGAACACGGAGAAGAGUCAAGGAAGAAAUUUAUUAA
Molecule: messenger RNA, 1689 nt
Organism: Cotesia congregata
Lineage: Eukaryota; Metazoa; Arthropoda; Insecta; Hymenoptera; Braconidae
Source: the annotation of a GenBank genome assembly